ACACAGGUCAGUGACCAGGCUGAUAAAAGUUGUGACUUUUAUGACAGCAACAUAUGCACGGUAGGCUGUGGCUGCAUAGUCCACUUACGUUAACAUUAUUCACGAUAACCAAGAAUAGUUUUUUGUCCAACGCCCAUGUUAAUUUAUUCCUCAAACGACUGCUUCAUACAAACUUCAUACAUAAACCUGGAUUAAGGAUUCGAGCGAUGGCUCCUACAAUACACGAGUAUUCAACGACUCCAGGAAUUAAAAAGGGGUUUAGGACAACGUUGACGUGUGUGGGGAAGACAGCAAGACACCACCUUUCUGUGGGGGGGGGGAAGACAAUAAGAUUGUACCGUUAAAUAGGAGCCAUGAAGAAUACCCUUGAGGAUGAACUCAGGGAGCUCUUGCAGAAGAGGAUCAUGGUGUUGGAUGGUGGAAUGGGCACAAUGAUCCAGCAGAGAAACCUGGAGGAAUCGGACUUCAGGGGAGGGGAGUUCAGGGAUCAUCUGAAAAGCCUGAAGGGGAACAACGACCUUCUGAGCAUCACUCAGCCUGACAUCAUCUACCAGAUCCACAAGGACUACCUUCUUGCUGGUGCUGACAUAAUUGAAACCAACACAUUCAGCAGUACCAGCACAGCUCAGGCUGACUAUGGCCUGGAGAAUUGGGCAUACCGUAUGAACAAGGCCUCUGCAAAGAUUGCCCGGAAGGCUGCUGACGAUGUUGCAACCCAAACGGGUGUCAAAAGAUAUGUGGCUGGAGCACUUGGUCCGACCAACAGAACGCUCUCUGUGUCCCCGUCUGUGGAAAAACCUGACUUCAGAAACAUCACAUUUGAUGAAUUGGCUGAGGCCUAUACUGAGCAGACUAGAGGCCUGUUGGAUGGAGGGGUGGACAUCCUGCUGGUGGAGACCAUAUUUGACACCGCCAAUGCCAAGGCGGCUCUGUUUGCGAUCGAUAAGCUUUUUGAACAAGAGUACGAAAGAAGACCCAUCUUUAUUUCUGGAACAAUUGUGGACAAAAGCGGUCGCACCCUCUCUGGGCAGACGGGGGAGGCCUUUGUCAUCAGCGUAUCUCACGCCAAGCCCCUGUGCAUCGGGCUGAACUGUGCACUCGGAGCCACCGAAAUGAGGCCUUUCAUCGAAGCAAUUGGCAAAAGCACCACUUCCCUUAUCAUUUGCUAUCCUAACGCCGGACUUCCGAACACUUUUGGUGGAUAUGAUGAAACACCAGAGUUAACAGCAAAGCAUUUGAAGGAAUUUGCGGUGGAUGGAUUGGUGAAUAUUGUUGGUGGUUGUUGUGGAACUACCCCUGAACAUAUCAGGGCUAUCGCAGAAGGAGUGAAACUCUGCCAGCCAAGAGUGCCUCCUACUGGUGUCUUCCAGGACUACAUGCUGCUUUCAGGUCUGGAGCCCUUUCGGAUAGGGCCCUACACCAACUUUGUCAACAUCGGCGAGCGCUGUAACGUAGCGGGGUCUCGGAAGUUCGCCAAGCUGAUUAUGGCGGGAAACUUUGAGGAGGCUCUGAACGUCGCUAAGGUCCAGGUGGAAUUGGGGGCCCAGGUGCUGGACAUCAACAUGGACGAGGGUAUGCUGGAGGGCCCCACGGCCAUGGCGCGAUUCUGCAACUUCAUCGCCUCGGAACCCGACAUCUCCAGGGUGCCCCUCUGCAUCGACUCCUCCAACUUCGCUGUGAUCGAGGCGGGGCUAAAGUGCUGCCAGGGGAAGUGCAUCGUGAACAGCAUCAGCCUGAAGGAGGGCGAGGAGGAGUUCCAGAGCCGCGCCAACUGCGUCCGCCGCUACGGGGCCGCCGUGGUCGUCAUGGCCUUCGACGAGGAGGGCCAGGCAGCGGACACAGAGCACAAAAUUCAGGUGUGCACCAGGGCGUACCACCUCCUCAUUGACAAGGUUGGCUUCAACCCCAACGACAUCAUCUUCGACCCCAACAUCCUGACCAUCGGCACGGGGAUGGAGGAGCACAACGAGUACGCCAUCAACUUCAUUGAGGCCACCAAGGCCAUCAAGGAGACUCUGCCGGGGGCGAGGGUCAGCGGAGGACUGUCCAACCUGUCCUUCUCCUUCAGAGGAAUGGAGGUCAUCAGAGAGGCCAUGCACGGGGUCUUCCUGUACCACGCCAUCAAGGAUGGGAUGGACAUGGGCAUCGUAAACGCGGGGAACCUCCCUGUCUACGAUGGCAUCGAUAAGAACCUGCUGCAGCUCUGUGAGAACCUGAUCUGGAACCGAGACCCUGAAGCCACCGAGAAACUGCUGCUGUACGCACAGAACAACGCCAAAGGCGCCAAGAAGGUGAUCCAGACAGACGAGUGGAGGGAGGGCAGCGUGGAGGAUCGUCUGGAGCAUGCGCUCGUCAAGGGCAUAGAGAAAUACGUGGUGGAGGACACAGAGGAGGCCCGGCUCCAGGUCGACAGGUACACCAGGCCCCUCCACAUCAUCGAGGGGCCCCUGAUGAACGGGAUGAAGGUGGUUGGAGAUCUGUUCGGAGCGGGGAAGAUGUUUCUGCCUCAGGUCAUCAAGUCGGCCCGUGUGAUGAAGAAAGCAGUGGGUCACCUGAUCCCCUUCAUGGAGAAGGAGAGGGAGGAGAUGAUGGCGGCCUCAGGCUCCACGGAGGAAUCGGAUCCCUACCAAGGCACGAUCGUUUUGGCCACGGUGAAGGGGGAUGUCCACGACAUCGGCAAAAACAUCGUCGGCGUGGUCCUAGGCUGCAACAAUUUCAGAGUGAUCGACCUGGGCGUCAUGACUCCAUGCGAUACGAUACUGAAGGCAGCAGUUGAGCGGAAAGCUGACAUCAUUGGCCUGUCCGGACUGAUCACCCCUUCGCUGGAUGAGAUGAUCUAUGUUGCCAAGGAAAUGGAGCGCCUGGGGAUGAAGACGCCUCUCCUCAUCGGAGGAGCCACCACGUCGAAGACCCACACGGCGGUGAAGAUCGCCCCGCGGUACGCAGCCCCCGUCAUCCACGUGCUGGACGCCUCACGCAGUGUGGUAGUGUGCUCUCAGCUCUUAGAUGAGAAUCAGAAAGAGGAUUACUUCGAGGAGAUCACAGAAGAGUACGAGGACGUUAGACAAGACCACUACGACUCUCUGAAGGACCGCCGGUUCCUGGCGCUGGGCCAGGCCCGAGAGAGGGGACUGCACCUGGACUGGCACUCCCAGACACGCCCUGUAUGCCCACAUGUGAUUGGUACCCAUGUGUUUGAGGACUACGACCUGAGCAAGCUGUUGGACUAUAUCGACUGGAAGCCCUUCUUUGACAUCUGGCAGCUGAGGGGGAAGUACCCCAACAGAGGGUACCCUAAAAUCUUCAAGGACAAGACUGUGGGAGAGGAGGCCAGGAAGGUGUUUGACGAGGCUCAGGCGCUCCUGGCCCGGCUGAUGGAGGAGAAGCGUCUGCAGGCCCGGGGCCUGGUGGGGUUCUGGCCCGCGCAGACCGUCGGGGACGACAUCCACGUCUACGCCCAUGACACGGUUCCCCGCAGCGCCCAGCCUGCGGCCACGUUCUACGGGUUACGCCAGCAGGCAGAGAAGGAGUCCUCGAGCCCGGACCCGUACCUGUGCCUGUCGGACUUCGUGGCCCCGUUGGACAGCGGGGUCCCUGACUACAUCGGCAUGUUCGCAGUGGCCUGCUUCGGGGCCGAGGAGCUGUGCCGUGAGUUCGAGGCUCAGGGGGACGACUACAACAGCAUCAUGGUCAAAGCCCUGGCCGACCGCCUGGCUGAGGCGUUUGCCGAGGAGCUGCAUGCCAGGGUCCGUAAAGACUUCUGGUGCUACAGCUCAGAGGAGGAUAUAGACGUGGCUGACAUGCACAGGAUCCGAUAUGCCGGGAUCCGGCCCGCUCCGGGUUACCCCAGCCAGCCGGAUCACACCGAGAAGACUACCAUGUGGAAGCUGGCUGAAGUGGAGGAGAAAACAGGUAUCAGGCUUACGGAAUCCCUGGCCAUGACUCCCGCGGCUGCUGUCUCAGGGCUGUACUUCUCCAACCCCAAGUCCACCUACUUCGCUGUGGGGAAGAUCACCAAGGAACAGGUUGAAGAUUAUGCUCGGAGGAAAGAGAUGCCUGUCGCUGAGGUAGAGAAAUGGCUGGGACCGAUCCUGGGAUAUGUCACUGACUGACACACCUACAGGGUUGCUGGGAUACCAAGACCAACCUGAAAAAACUGCUAGGGUCCCGGGCUCAGCCAAUGUUUACAUAUCAGCAAAGACUGCCCACCUGAACCCAACCCGCAACCUACUUUUUUUUUUUUUACUUUGUUUUAAGCAAUGUGUAGAUCUGUUUUAGAUCAGAUUUUUUUUUCAGUGAUAGUUUCUCACUAUCGAGAAAUUGGCAUCUUUUUCAGAUUUUCUUAGAUUUAAAAGCGUUCUUUAAAAUGUGUUUGUUACCAUCUGACUAGUUUGAUCUCUUUUAUAAUAUGUGGUUUUAUUAUGGACUUUUUAUGCCAAGGGAGAAAACCAGUAUUAUAUGUCUUAAUUUAAUUCUGAGAAAUGAUCCGGUUCAUUUCAAGCAAAUUUGUUUACAAUUAGCAUAAGUGCCCUUAAAUGUGAUUAUUUUGUACAUGAUGAUAUCACCUGUUUUAGUUUACGAUGUGCGUUUUAGAUCCCUCCUUAAAGGAAUACACCAACAUCCGACUACCCAGCCUAAGACGAGGUUGCGCUUCUUCACUGUGCUCGACCAGUCGAAGACGGAAGGAAGGGCAACAUUCGUACAGUUCAGCGGUUAUAGUUCCAACCGUUUAAGUUCUCUGAAAUCAACAUCUCUCAUUUUUCCCCACACUUGUAUUUCAAAUACACAUGAUACCUUAUGUAAAUAACACAGCUUUGGAGUUGCUAUAAGGUGUAUUUCUUCACCUUGAAGGAGGUAGGCUACUGACUCCUAUAGGCUUUGAGUCUUUAUACUAAGCUAACACGUUGUGCUAACAUGGAAACCGAGCCAGUGAAUGCUCAAAAAUUUUAAUGAAAUCGAAAAUCUGAUCUAAGUCUGGGUAAGCCGGAAAAAAGAUACAUUUCCCAAAAUGUAGGUGUAUUCCUUUCAGUUCGGAUAAUUUUACAUUUUAGACUAAAAUUAAAGGUGCUACAACAGAGAAAUGUGUUUUCACAGUAUUGGUAUCAGGGUGACUAUCUGGGAUCUUUUCCUCCCUUAGUCUGCUCAGCAGCAGUAUUUUACAGAUUUAUUUUGCCAGGAAGCUGCAAUGCACUGUUAUCCCCAGAGGGGGCACACUUGUUCAGCUGACCCGAGAGUGUCUCACACUCACUUUCUGGAGGGCUGUGGACAGGCAUGUUUUUGUUUCAAGUAGCUGUUCUAGCUUAAGUCAAAUUAAUUCACCAGCAGAUCUGUGGGCUCUUUAAAUUCAUACUAAUGUGUCUCUUUAGGAAAUACAUACAGUCUUCACCUGUGACUUAGAAUUCCAAUACAAUACGUUAAAACAAGUUGAACUGAGGGAAUUUAAUCAGUAAUUCAUGUGUGCUCGCAGUCCCUAGGAAGUUAAUUUGAUGGCGCCUGGAAACUGGGCUACUCUCAGACAAUAUCAUGCUGAUCCUGAUCUAUACCACAUGUAGAUAAUUUGUUUGUUUAUACUUGAAAUGUCAAACGCUUUGCCACUGAAUAAAAAAAGCUUAAGACUUCA
Conger conger (European conger) is the source of this 5620-nucleotide messenger RNA. It is a transcript of the gene mtr, whose product is annotated as 5-methyltetrahydrofolate-homocysteine methyltransferase. Bases 354 to 4112 code for a protein of 1252 amino acids. NCBI's taxonomy places the organism in Eukaryota, Metazoa, Chordata, Actinopteri, Anguilliformes, Congridae. The record is from RefSeq and is a predicted model, not a curated record. The transcript has 33 exons. Gene Ontology annotation, biological process: pteridine-containing compound metabolic process. Gene Ontology annotation, molecular function: zinc ion binding; methionine synthase activity; cobalamin binding.